Molecule: messenger RNA, 216 nt
Organism: Colletotrichum spaethianum
Lineage: Eukaryota; Fungi; Ascomycota; Sordariomycetes; Glomerellales; Glomerellaceae
Exons: 1
Coding region: 1-216 (71 amino acids)
Source: RefSeq, a predicted model, not a curated record
AUGGAUGGACGCAAGCGCGAGGAGCAGCCCAACGAAGCAACGGCGACUGCACACCGAGCCGUCGUCAUCCUGACACAGAUUGGCCUCCGCGGUGCACGCGGCAUGUUGGUCAUCUUGGAAGUCUGUCUUUCCGGGCUUCUCUGGUUGGAUCUAGAUGCUAUUGACGAGAUUCUUUCGGCAUGCAGACCGCAGCUAACAGCAUUGACGAUAGGAUGA